Effrenium voratum is the source of this 635-nucleotide messenger RNA. The record is from the annotation of a GenBank genome assembly. Lineage: Eukaryota; Dinophyceae; Suessiales; Symbiodiniaceae.
GCAGACUCUUUCCACUGCAUCGCGCGUUUCUGCCGCGAAAAAGGGAUCUGCGGUGGACGGCUCCAGGCGAUUCCUUUUGCGCUCGAUGGACCCAGAGUUGCUGGCGAAACUCUCACGGCGCCUCCGUGCCGUAGAGGGCGAUGCCGCCAAGAUGCCGCCAUCUUCCCGUUGUCCAACCGAGAGCAAGGUCCCAGGACGGCUGCAGUGCCCACGGUCCUGGUACAUGCCGCGGCAGGAAAGCAGCGAAUCUGACAUGGAUUCACCAGGCAUCCGCCCGAAGAAAGUGCGGGAUUGGGUCCAAGAGAGGAACGCCGUCAUGGUGCCGGAGUGGGUGGUGGAGGGUUGCCGCAGCUAUCCGAUGGAGCGCUGUACGACGGCGCCGGCCUGGUACCCGCGAACAGGAGCAUCCUCCGCGAGAGAGGUCUGCUUCGACGAGGAGGUGCAGGUCGAGAGCGAGGCGCAACUCCAGCGUCGCCUGCAGCAGGCAGAGAAGGAGCGGAACCUGGCAGAAGCGCAGGUCGCCAAGGCUGAGGAGGCUUCCCGACACUGGGGCCAGCACCUCGCCUCGGAGGCCCUGCGCUUGGGCAGCACCUGGUCCGAGCUCCGGGACUCCCAACAGGCCGCCGAUGGCCAGG